CUGGUAUACCAUACCAUAACAAUUCGAACAGCUCCACGUGCAGAGAAACUGUGGGUAAAGAUGGAGCUAAAGAAGAAAAUGAAGCCUCUUGUGGAUGCCACAGUGGAGCCAGAGCCGAACCCGGAAUCGACAAAUGGGAAACAACCAAAGCGCCGAAAUCCAUUCAACACCCAGCGGCUGAAGGAGGAAAGGGAGCGCCGGCAAAAGAAACGUGCACGUCUAAUAGUUCGCAACAUAAGUUAUAAAUCCACGGAUGAGACACUGCGUCAACACUUCCAGCAGUGGGGAACUCUCGAAGAUGUAAAUAUACUCAAGCGAGGUGAUGGCAAACUGGUUGGAUGUGCCUUUGUCCAAUAUGAAACCAUCAAUCAGGCCACAAAAGCUAUUAAGGAAGCAAAUGGCAAGGAAAUGCUGGGAAGACAAGUCUUUGUUGAUUGGGCGCUGGGCAAAGAUGAAUACACCACCAAGCACGUGAAGGAGGAAGAUGAGGAGCAAGAGGAAAAAAAGUUAAAAGUAGAAGACGAAGAAAAACCAGAUGUGGAUGAAGAUGAGACGGUAAAAGAGGAAGACUUAGAGGAUGAUGAAGAUGACAAAGCUUCAGGCAACGAAGACGAAGAAGAAGAUCAGGAGGAAGAUGGAGAUUCCGAUGAGGAGGAUGAUGACAAAGACGAACUAAAAUCUAAAUUGGAUGUGUCCAAAGUUAAAAAGGAAAAACAAAUCUCCGACGAUGUUCAGCAGGGAUGCACAGUAUUCAUUAAGAAUGUGCCUUUUGAUGCCGAAGAUGCUGAUUUACGUAAAGUUUGCCGCAAAUUCGGUAUAGUUCAAUAUGCCAUCAUUAAUCGACAGCAGAUCUCGGGCCAUUCCAAGGGCACUGCCUUUGUGAAAUUCAAAAACAAAGAGUCAGCCGAUCUCUGUUUGCAAGCUGGCACGGAAUUCAAACUAAUGGAGGAGGUUCUUGACCCCCAUCCAGCCUUAUCCCGCGACGAGAUUAAGAAUAAACAAAAGCAGGAACAGAGCAAAGAUGAUUCUGGCAAAGAUUCGAGAAAUUUAUAUUUGGCCCGCGAAGGUCUUAUCAUGGCGGGAUCAAAGGCAGCCGACGGAGUAACCACAUCCGAUAUGGCUAAGCGACAUGAAUUGGAACAAGUGAAAACACAGGUUCUAAAGAACUUAAAUCGAUUUGUUUCCCGCAAUCGUUUGUCCAUUCACAAUCUUCCUCAGAGCUACGAUAAUGAGAAACUUAAGCAAAUGGCUUUAACUUAUACGGGUUUCCGUCCACAUGAGUGCCGGGUAAUGAGGGAACAGAAGAUUACACCCGAAUUCCCUCAGGGUAAAUCCAAGGGCUUUGGUUUUCUCUCCUUUGACACACAUCAGCGAGCGUUGACAGCUCUGAGAAAGUUAAAUAACAAUCCACAAAUCUUUGGCACUCAGCAUCGUCCAAUUGUAGCCUUUAGUAUAGAGGAUCGAGCAGUGCACAAAAUCAAAGAGAAGCGACAAGAGCGAUCCAAACAGAAUAAUCCCACCUAUCAGAACAAACUCGAACAGAAGAAAAAUAAGGGCAAAUCGAAGCCAAAGCCAACUCUAGCAACUCCACCUCAAGGCGAUAACAAAACCAAACUUCAGAAGCAUUUGAAAAAACUGGAAGCUUCACGUGCUGCAAAGGACAAACAGAAAUCAGAGCCACCCAAGCCGACUGAAGAGCAACCCAACUUUGUGGGUGCAGCAGCCAAACCGGGCACAUCUCUACGCAUGCGUUCCAAGAAGAAGAUCGCCGAACAGGCCCAAGAGCAUGUGAAGCGGGUAAAGACCGAGAAACGCAAACAGAAGAAUAAGAAAAUACGCGAAACCCAUCUGGCCGAACGCAAGGCCAAUAAUCGACCCAAGCAGGGGCGUAAAAAGGAGAAAGAUGACCUGCGGCCCUUGAUCAAUAAAUAUAAGAGCAUGAUUAGCAGCAAUCAGGAGACUACCGGGGGUAAAGUUAAGAAACCCAAGCGUACCAAAUGGUACCAAGACUAAAAGGACCUUAAUUGUUAAAACUGUGUAAUAAAACUAUAAAAAUAUGUUAAAA
Drosophila willistoni is the source of this 2065-nucleotide messenger RNA. Its product is annotated as RNA-binding protein 28. The transcript has 3 exons. The coding region runs from base 61 to 2013 and encodes 650 amino acids. The record is from RefSeq and is a predicted model, not a curated record. Gene Ontology annotation, molecular function: RNA binding. Lineage: Eukaryota; Metazoa; Arthropoda; Insecta; Diptera; Drosophilidae.